Molecule: messenger RNA, 744 nt
Organism: Orbilia oligospora ATCC 24927
Lineage: Eukaryota; Fungi; Ascomycota; Orbiliomycetes; Orbiliales; Orbiliaceae
Exons: 5
Coding region: 1-744 (247 amino acids)
Biological process (GO): maturation of LSU-rRNA from tricistronic rRNA transcript (SSU-rRNA, 5.8S rRNA, LSU-rRNA)
Cellular component (GO): cytosolic large ribosomal subunit
Molecular function (GO): RNA binding; structural constituent of ribosome
Source: RefSeq, a predicted model, not a curated record
AUGCCGACCGUACCUACCUCGGAGCAAAUCCUCGUCCCUGAGACUCUUCUCAAGAAGAGAAAGUCAGCUGAAAAGCAGACUGAGGAGCGACUCUCUGCCCUAAAGCAACGCAAAGUUGCAUCAAAAGCAAAGAGGGAGACCAUCUUCAAACGUGCGGAGGCCCACGUCAAGGAAUACCGAGAUGCGGAGAGGGAGAAGAUUCGUCUUGCCCGCUCUGCCAAACAAGACUCCAGCUUCUAUGUUCCCGCCCAGCCGAAACUCGCCUUCGUCAUUCGUAUUAAAGGUAUCAACAAGAUUGCCCCAAAGCCACGAAAGAUUCUUCAGCUCCUCCGCCUCCUCCAGAUCAACAAUGCAGUUUUCAUCAAGCUCACAAAGGCCACUUCCGAGAUGCUCCGUAUCGUUGAGCCCUAUAUUGCCUACGGCGAGCCUAAUUUGAAGAGCGUUCGCGAGCUGAUAUACAAGAGGGGAUAUGGUAAAAUCAAUAAGCAACGAAUUCCAUUAACCGACAAUUCGCUCAUCGAGUCCACUCUUAACCAAUACGGAAUCCUCUCGAUCGAGGACCUUAUCCAUGAAAUAUACACAGUUGGUCCUAACUUCAAGCAGGCGAGCAAUUUCCUCUGGCCCUUCAAGCUUAGUAACCCAACUGGGGGGUUCCGCACCCGCAAGUUCAAACACUAUAUUGAAGGUGGUGAUACCGGAGACCGAGAGUCAUAUAUCAACCAAUUGAUCAGACAGAUGAAUUAG